UACUUUUUCCAUCUACUUACGUCGUUCCACCGACUUACGUUCUUCCCCCCAUCGUCGUCGUUCUAUUGAAAAUGCUUCCCCGUACUACAAUACGGCGUUUUCCAGGCGCCUUGCGCGCUGGUCGCGUCACUUCGACCACUCCGACUAUUGUCUACCGGAGCCUCGCUACUCCCGCAACACCACCUUCUCCAAAUGACCCGUUCGCAAACGGCACAAAUGCAUACUACGCAGAGGAGAUGUACAAGCACUGGAAACAAGACCCAAAGUCUGUUCACGUCUCGUGGAAUACCUACUUCUCUGGCAUGGAGCAUGGUCUUCCUAGCGCAAAGGCUUUCCAACCACCUCCGGGGCUAAUUGCACCCCCUGCAGACGGUGCCCCCGCACUAUAUGCCGGUGGUGGAGCUGAGCUUGAUGAUCAUUUAAAGGUGCAACUCCUCGUGCGGGCCUAUCAAGUUCGUGGUCAUCAUGUCGCCGAGCUAGAUCCCCUCGGCAUUCUAGAUGCUGAUCUCGCAGAUGUUAACCCUCCUGAGCUGGAGUUAAGUCGUUACGGGUUCACGGAGCGCGACUUGGACAAGCAGAUUGCUCUUGGUCCCGGUAUCCUCCCCCAUUUCGCGACAGAGGAUCGCAAAUCUAUGAGUUUGAGAGAGAUUAUCGCACUUCUCAAACGGAUAUACUGUGGUGCUGUGGGCAUUCAGUACGUUCACAUCCCGGACAAGGAGCAAUGUGACUGGAUCAGAGAGCGUGUCGAGAUUCCAAAGCCUUGGAACUAUACACUGGAGGAGAAACGCAUGAUUCUUGACCGUCUCAUCUGGUCAGAGUCGUUCGAGAAAUUCAUCGCUAGCAAAUACCCGAAUGAGAAGCGUUUCGGUCUCGAAGGCUGCGAGGCGUUGAUUCCUGGCAUGAAGGCGCUCAUCGACCGAUCUGUGGAUCAUGGUGUCAAGCACGUCACAAUUGGCAUGCCUCAUCGUGGUCGCCUUAAUGUUCUUGGCAACGUCAUUCGCAAACCCAUUGAAGCCAUUUUGAACGAGUUUUCGGGUACGGAUAACGCAGCGGGCGACGUCAAAUAUCAUUUGGGUGCCAAUUAUGUUCGCCCAACGCCGUCUGGGAAGAAGGUCUCAUUGUCACUUGUUGCCAACCCAUCACAUCUGGAGGCUGAGGAUCCUGUUGUCCUGGGCAAGACCUAUGCCAUACAGAACAUGGAGGGCGAUGAGGGCACUCACAACACUGCCAUGGGGGUGCUGCUUCACGGUGAUGCCGCAUUCGCUGGGCAGGGAAUCGUUUACGAAACCAUGGGCUUCCACAACCUACCUAACUAUGGUACUGGCGGCACCAUUCAUCUUAUUGUGAACAACCAGAUCGGUUUCACUACCGACCCUCGUUUCUCUCGUUCCACUUCUUACCCAUCCGACAUUGCAAAGUCCAUAGACGCGCCAAUCUUCCAUGUAAAUGGCGACAACGUUGAAGCCGUCAACUUUGUUUGCCAGCUAGCAGCUGAUUAUCGUGCAAAGUACAAACGUGACGUUGUCGUCGACAUCGUUUGCUACCGUCGUUAUGGUCAUAAUGAGACGGAUCAGCCUCAUUUCACUCAACCGCGGAUGUAUCAGGCGAUUGAAAGGCAACCCACACCACUUACCCAGUACACGAAGUUCUUGGUUGGCCGUGGGACCUUUACUGAGAAGGAUAUUGAGGAGCAUAAGAAGUGGGUUUGGGGGAUGCUGGAGAAGGCAGCCGCGGCGGCAAAGGAUUAUAUUCCGACUAGCAAGGAAUGGUUAUCCGCAUCUUGGCAGGGUUUCCCUUCCCCUCAACAAUUGGCAGAAGAGACGCUGCCGACCCGUGCUACAGGUUCCGAUGAAGAAACUCUUCAGCGCAUUGGAAAAGCCAUUUCAUCAUAUCCUCCUGGUUUCACCCCGCACCGCAACCUUGCUCGUAUCCUCGGCACCCGUGGCAAGACAGUUGAAGAAGGUCGCAACAUUGAUUGGUCAACAGCCGAGGCUCUUGCAUUUGGCUCUCUCGCACUCGAAAAGAUACCCGUGCGCGUCUCUGGUCAGGACGUGGAGAGAGGUACAUUCUCUCAGCGGCACGCUGUUAUCCAUGAUCAGAAGAAUGAACAGCAGUAUAUUCCUCUGAACGAUCUCGGUUCCAAUCAAGCUCGAUUUGUCGUAUGCAACUCGUCGUUAUCCGAGUAUGGGACUCUCGGUUUUGAAUUGGGCUACUCACUAGUUUCACCGAGCUCUCUCACUAUUUGGGAGGCGCAGUUUGGCGACUUCGCCAAUAAUGCCCAGUGCAUCAUCGAUCAAUUCAUCGCCUCUGGCGAACGGAAAUGGUUGCAGCGCACCGGCCUUGUCAUGAGCUUGCCGCACGGGUAUGAUGGUCAAGGUCCUGAGCAUUCGAGCGGAAGGAUCGAACGCUUCCUCCAACUUUGCGACGAUCAUCCCCACAUCUUCCCUACACCGGAGAAAGUCGAGAGACAGCAUCAAGAUUGCAACAUGCAAGUUGUGUAUCCAACUACACCCGCUAAUUAUUUCCAUGUUCUCCGUCGCCAAAUUCACCGCGACUUCCGCAAGCCACUCAUUCUUUUCUUUUCGAAAUCACUCCUGCGCCAUCCCAAUGCUCGCUCGGAGCUUUCGGAAAUGGUCGGUGAUACUCACUUCCAACGCUAUAUUCCCGAUUCCCAUCCUGAAGACCUAGUGCCUCCCGAGGAAGUGAGGCGUCAUAUCCUCUGCACCGGUCAAGUAUACCAGACUCUCAUUCAGGAGCGUGAAGCUAAGGGCAUCAAAGAUGUGGUCAUCAGCCGCAUUGAGCAGAUCUCACCUUUCCCUUACGACCUCAUCACUCCUCAUCUCGACAAGUAUCCCAAUGCAGAUAUACUUUGGUGCCAGGAGGAGCCAUUGAACAAUGGCGCAUGGACCUAUGUUGGUCCGCGUAUUCUGACUGCUGCCAACGAGACGCAGUACCACAAAGGCAAAUAUCCAUACUAUGCCGGAAGACAGCCAACGGGCUCCGUUGCUACAGGUAGCAAAGUCCAACACAAGAAGGAGAUCGAGCAGUUCCUAGCUGCUGCCUUUGCUUGAUGUUCAGUGACAUAUCGUAGUUGCGCUUGCGCAGCAGUCUCAGACACUGACACGCUGCGUAAAUCAGAUAAAUUUUAAGGUACAUGGUCGACUAGCACACAUAUAUAUAUAGAUUCUCAGACUCCAAACCAGCCGUAGUGUGUUAGAGCCUAUAUCCAAUUCGGAGUGCCGCCACACAAAACUUAACAAUACUUGGCGGCACUUGCAAAGGUCAACGUGACUGUUUGUCCUGGCCAGUCAACAGUGUUCACCUGGACACAAGCCCAUACUAUCAUUCGAUGGGAAAUGCACAAUUUUCACUUAUUGCUGAAUAGCAACACAACAACA
Molecule: messenger RNA, 3398 nt
Organism: Suillus paluster
Lineage: Eukaryota; Fungi; Basidiomycota; Agaricomycetes; Boletales; Suillaceae
Product: thiamine diphosphate-binding protein
Exons: 9
Coding region: 72-3071 (999 amino acids)
Biological process (GO): tricarboxylic acid cycle
Cellular component (GO): oxoglutarate dehydrogenase complex; mitochondrion
Molecular function (GO): oxoglutarate dehydrogenase (succinyl-transferring) activity; thiamine pyrophosphate binding
Source: RefSeq, a predicted model, not a curated record